This is a messenger RNA of Sipha flava (yellow sugarcane aphid), 2001 nucleotides long. Its product is annotated as EF-hand calcium-binding domain-containing protein 4A-like. NCBI's taxonomy places the organism in Eukaryota, Metazoa, Arthropoda, Insecta, Hemiptera, Aphididae. Bases 762 to 1730 code for a protein of 322 amino acids. The transcript has 8 exons. The record is from RefSeq and is a predicted model, not a curated record. Gene Ontology annotation, molecular function: calcium ion binding.
CUCCGAUUUGUCUACCCGCGUGCCUUACGCACGCGUCUGUGACCGCAUCGAAUACCUUUACCUGUGCAAUUACAUUUACUGUACUCGCGGACACAGGCUGCCGAAAAAUACCACAUCAGCCCUAGUGAGAUCGUUUUCUUACAAGCUGAACUGAAUAACGCGUUUUACCUAGCGGUUUUUAUUACUGUUGCACUGCACUCGGUAUACUCGGAGUCCGUGCGUGAAACAUGUCGGAAACACCGGCGAUGACAUUACAUCGUAUUCCAAGAGCUAUACAGGGAAAUCGCUUUCGCGUGUAUUUACCCGACCGCUGAUGACGGCUACUAAAUACACCGCAACCAACCACCUUAUCCCCUCGAUGACUGCGACUCAUCAGUGUAUAUUCGUUUAUUAGAUUAUAAACGUAAUUUACUUCAUUGGUUGUUUCAUUGUAUGAGAUUUACGAUACGACUAUUAAAAAAUACAUGCAUUUCGUUCCAAAGUUUUUCUUUACGUGAUUUUCACGCGCUCCGUGUUCAUGUUCCAUUUGUAAUAUUUUUUAUUUGUAUAAAUCAUUACCGUCGCGUCCGCCCCGGCUCCGAAUCGCACACUCAACUGUUUUCGCCGUUUUUGGCCUCACGCGUAAUAACAGAAGGCAGAAGCGCUUCUUCAAGUGCUAAGAUAACGCGCGAGAUAAGUCAGGCAUCUAGUGGCUAUAUUUGUCAACUAUACAGCACCUUGACUAACUACUACUAUUGUUGCUGUGAUACAUUGACGAAGUUAUGUGUCUUAAAUUCAAUACACAAACACAAGUCUACCAAACCUAUGUCACAGAGCCCGAAGCAGGCAUCACAUUUAUUUCCGACGGCCAGAAAUUAAAAGAUGAGCUAUCAAUGACUCCAGAACAGUUAGAAAUCGUAUUCGAUACGCUGGAUGUUGAACAAAAGGGUUACCUUACAUUAGACCAAUUUUUGGAAAAAUUCAAAGACACUGCACCAAUGACUCUCCAAAAUAGUUGCUGGGUAGAACAGCAUGGUCCUGUUUUGUUCAAAUGUUCCUAUACAGAAGAUAUCCAAACAUUAUUGCAAACCAUUAAAGAUAUGAACAUAAUUAAGAUGAGCGUAGGACAUUUAGAAAACAUAUGUAAGGCUUCUCAACUGGAACGAAACAAUGCAGUAACUAUGAGCCGCAUCGAAGCGCUUCUCAAAGCACUAAUUAUGGAUUUGACUAAAAUCAUGGAUCACGACAAAGAACUAGAAGAUAUGCUACAAAGUCGGGAGGUCCAACAUCAAAAUAACAUGCAAAAACUUUUCGAAGAACUCGAAUCGCAUUUCCGUGAAGAACAAGAAAAUACCAAGCUCGAGGACCAACGGAAGUUCAAAUCAGAACUAACCGCAUUGGAGAACGAAUUGGUCGAUAAGGAGGAGAGACUUCGGGCUGCUAUAGCCACCAGGCAAGAAUUUGCGGGGCAACUAGUGGCAGCCCAGCAGCGGGAGUUGACGAUCAUGGCGGAAAAUGCUAAGCUCGCCGAAGCCCAAGAAAAACUGUUGAAUGAAUUGGACACAGAGCGAGCAAAAACAAGUCAGCUGGAGGAUAAUAUAAAGAGAGCCCAUAUCGAGUCUGCUAUGGAUAAAGAGAAACACUUCAAACAAGGAUUCUACGUGGCAAAAAAUUUGGUCUCUUUGAAAGAAGAAGGACUGAUGCAGCAGCUGGAAAUCCUUCAGAACAUGAAAAGCGUCCUUAUGGAAUGACGCUAGAUACCACUAACAGCAUUCAACCUGCAAACACACUAUAUCCUGUGAAUAUUAUCCAAUUACUAUCGACUAUUUACACACACUAGUCACGGUAACAGUUUAAUGGUUGCAAAAUUAAGUUUAUAAUAAUUAAUAAUAAUUAACCUACUAUACAUUAUUAUGAUGCUAUAUGAUGUACAUAAUAAAAUCGCCUGUAUUAAUAAAUAUUGUUAAUUGUUACCUAUGUCAUUUCUGUGGGAAAUAGAAAUAAAUCAAUUGAGAGACACCA